Messenger RNA from Chenopodium quinoa (quinoa), 1468 nucleotides. RefSeq lists its product as uncharacterized. The transcript has a single exon. The record is from RefSeq and is a predicted model, not a curated record. Gene Ontology annotation, biological process: negative regulation of cell population proliferation. NCBI's taxonomy places the organism in Eukaryota, Viridiplantae, Streptophyta, Magnoliopsida, Caryophyllales, Amaranthaceae. Bases 649 to 819 code for a protein of 56 amino acids.
CCCAUUGUUUGUUUGGGCGUGUAAUUCAAUUAUUUUUCUAUAAUUUUGCUAUAACCAUGGUGUCUAUGACGUGUGUUGGGAGGUGGGACCUUAUAAAAUUUUGUGCAAAUCCAACCAAACAAGUCCUUAAGCCCUCUAAAUUAUCAUCUCAUUGCCGGGUAAUUGUUCCCUUACAACUCUACCUUUGCUUUGUUUUGUAUAAACAUCCUUCCUUUUUUCUAUUGCCUCCUUUGCCAACUUUCUAAUCUUUCUACGUAGUAUUACAAUUUUCCCUUUAAAAUUAUAAACAUUAACCUCUUCUCGAAAACUACUCACAAAUUUCAUAGUAGUAAAUUGUAUUUUAAGUUUAUGUCCACGUUCACCUCCCCAUCUUAAAAACUACGUCGUUUUAUUUUUUACACAUACCCCACUUUUUUCGAUACUAGUCAUAUUCACCUCCUCUUAGAUUAUCCCCUAAUAUAUUUAUUGUCAACUCAUUGGCAUGUAAUAUAUAUACACCACAUUGUCUAUCAUUUUUUCAGUCAGUGGAGAAGUAUCCUUCCUCCUCACAUUGUUAAGUUUCUUCUUUUUCAUUUUUUUUCCUUGACAUCCUUUUCCUAAUCACUUGAAAAAGAAAAAAAAAUAAAAAAUAAAAAAUUUCAUUAAGUCAUGGCUGAAAUCCAACAAUUUAAGAGUGUUUCAUAUGUUUCUUCAAAGAGAAAGGGAAGUGGAUUAUCAAGGAAGUGUGCCUCUUUGGUUAAAGAACAGCGUGCUCGAAUUUAUAUCCUAAGAAGAUGUGCUACAAUGCUUCUAUGCUGGUAUAUUCAGGGCGAUGAAUAGAGAUCCUUCAUCCGAGGGUUCUGUGUUAGUGUGUUCUGAUGUGAUCCGGUGCAUAUCAAUACUAGCUAAAUAUACGAAUACGUAACUAUACCUUUUUCUAGGAUACGGCUGGGCUGGCUGGCUAGUAAUUCCUUCUCUCUCCCUUUUUUGGCGAUCUCCUCCGAUUUUCUCCUGGCGGGUCGAGCUUGAUUGGUCAAGCAAUAGUGCAGCUUCUUUUUAUCACCAUCUCUUAUGACAUCCAAAAAUUUUGACCCAUAUGGCAAAUAUAUUAUUGGGUUUUUUACUUUUUUGUUUUGGAUGUUGUUGUUUCAGAGAUUUUAUGGGUGCACUACUGCUUUUUUUGGCGAACCAGCAGAAUGCUGAUGAGGCUUCCAAACAUAACCUCGGCGUUGCUCGGAGAAUCGGAUUUGAGGUAGCUGAAAAGGGGAUAUCUAUACUCACACUUGUGUUGACUGUAACUUGAAAGAGUUUUGUCCAGGGGACUAAUUAUAAAUAUAUUAUGUAUGUUGAUCAAAGUUUGGUUAUAUGUUUCUGAUACCUUAUGUUAUGAUAUACAAAGUAUAUGAAGAAAUUAAAAUAAGCGAGGGUCUUGUAUGUACUUGUAGUACUUGAACAUUCCAAAGAAUAAUAAAGUUAUAUUUCAUGUCAA